Messenger RNA from Penicillium macrosclerotiorum, 3588 nucleotides. RefSeq lists its product as uncharacterized. Bases 1 to 3588 code for a protein of 1195 amino acids. The transcript has 4 exons. The record is from RefSeq and is a predicted model, not a curated record. Lineage: Eukaryota; Fungi; Ascomycota; Eurotiomycetes; Eurotiales; Aspergillaceae.
AUGCCCGCCGAUGACUCCUUUGCCUUCCUGGCUGCCGAGCAGCCCAAACCCGUCAAGAAGCCUCACUGGCGAGAUAAGCUCCUGAAGUCGCGAGAUAAGAGCAAUCGCUCAACCGCCGACCAGCAGAUCCAAGACUUCCUAGCCUCGAAUCGUCCCGUGCCAGUCCCUGUCGCAACCAACCAAACCCCCGCCAAAUCUGAAUCUAGAGAUGGUACACCCACCACCGUCUCAACGCAUCAGAUUCCCUCUGCGCACGAUGUCUCCCCCGUUCCCCCGCCGCCGAUCCCUCCCUCCAUGCCCGAGCAGUAUGUCGCGUUCAACCCCAAGGAGGCGCCACCGGAGCCUCGCGAGCUUCCCGACCCCCCUCGGUCCCGCCCGCACCGCAUGCGCAAGGGUCUCCAUGUAGGAUUCUCCGAUCGCGUGCCCGAAAUUAUCGGCGAAGGUGGCGAUGAGACCGAGACCCCCACGAUCGAGAUAUCUCGGGACCGGCAACACGCGCGCGACAAACAGCAAGCCGUCUACCCUCAGAGGACGCCUUCCCGGUCCCCCAACCCGUCGCGUUCUCAUCUGCCGGCACUGACCGUCAAUACCUCGCUGGGCGAUGGUGAUGGUCGAUCUCGACGAGGAGGUUACCCGCAGGGCCAGCAGCGCGGAGCCAGCCCAAGCGCGAGCCCGAACACGAGCUGGAAGCCGCCCCUCAUGUCCGACCCGCGAGACACGGAUAUGCUGAGUACCGUACACCUCGAGACGUCUGGCUCGCGUCUGUCAUUUCGGGGGUCGCCGGACUCGCAUUCGUUUGCGGAGCGUGUUCGCAACCAGAUGCAGGCAGAAGAAGGCCGGGCCUUACAACAACAUCGGUAUGAUGAGGACACUGCAUCCCCGGCGGAUGACGACGAAGACGAUCUUUCCAGCCUCAACUCCCCACCAUCUCACAGCCCCAGAAGUCCCGACGAGUCAGUCUACGACACACCUGCUUCUCAAGCCGGGCCUAGCCUCAAAUCUAUCGUUCAAUCCAUCCGCCAUCCUUCCCGCCCAGCUGUCCAUCGUGACCAUGCCAAUCUGAGUCCCGUUGAUCCUCGGAUACCCCCGAACUUGACGCCAGGAAGCCCGGCCAAAUCUUCGCCAGGGCCGCCUAGAGUCCCAACCCACGAGCCGCAGCCGCCUCCUAUGAACCAGGCGGUUUCUCUGACAGGUCGAGAUGGCCGGGAAUCGGUUCGCACUCCGCAAUCUGCUGUCAUGAACCAGGUGGGCACUCCGGUAUCCAGCCACAGUGCACACGAGUCAUCUCGAGGCCCACAACCGCCCAAGAUGUCUUUACGCUCAGUUGCCAACCAGAUUGGCGACACUUCUUUUUCGGACUUCAAGGAUUAUGUUGCCAAGUUCGACAGUCUCUUCCAAAUGGCCGCCGAGAAUGUAAAACCCCUCGUGGAAACCGCACUGGCUGAAUGGAUUCGUGCUGCAGUCUGGUGGUUCUUGCGGGGCAAGACGCGCCUGGAGGCUUUCGCUCGUGCUCGGGCAACCGCUCCCCCCAGUUAUGCCAAGCAAGCUGUUGUGGAUCUCGGGAAGUCAUUAUGGAUUAAUGAAAAUAUUGUCCCUGGACAUUAUGAACUUAGCCGAUACGGUUCAAUGAACAUAGAGGCCCUCCUCGCUGUGGUGAACACGACGGGUGACAAGGAGAUGAUGGAUCUUCUCACCUUACAUCAGACCCUGCUGAACCAUCUUCGGUCGUUGUCUAUGUCUAUCAAACGGAAUAACAUUCUGUCCGUGAUUGCUUCUGAUGAUCAUUCCCCCAGCCACCUGGACACCAGCGUGUGGCUACGAUACCCUUUCUUUGCCCCCGAUGUAUCGACUGUUUUGUCCGGCAAUGCUUCGAGAUCGAUGCUGGCAGAUAAGCCCGGCAAGAGCCCGAGUAUGAUUUACAUGAUGCCUCUUGGAGAUACCAGCCGAUACUUUAGCUAUGGUACCAUGUUUGUACAAGCAUGUGUGAGCUCCAGCGAUGAUGAUGGACAGCAGUAUGCCAUGCCUUGUGCUUUGACGAUUGUUCGAGAACGCUCCGAUUGGUACGUUUUCGCCGCCAUCACCAGCCAGAGCCAACUUGUCAACGUCAUGAUUCAAUCCGACCGUAAGCAGGGACCGACCUGGGAUGACGUGGACUGGCAAGUCCGAUCUCAUUCCAUGCGUGUGAAGCUCCCCCGCGGGUUCGAGUUGGACGUCAUGUUCAAGGAGGAUGACUUCAAGACUCUCUGGAACAUUGUCAAGUACACACAGAAAUCGGAGGCCAGCCUGUCCCCGGAGCCUGGUGAGAAUGUGGUCUUCGAAAGCACAGUUAAGGUCUUCCAAUACAUGGAUUCGGGUUCGCCCAAAGCCUUUCCCUCUGAGCCAUUGGAACGCUGCCGAAUCCGCUUAUUUGAGCGAUCUGUUACGGUGACGGAAGGUACUGGAAAGCGAAAUGCGCACCGAGGGUUCCGUCUCACUGUUUUGACGAGCCCAAAGGUGAAGACCCUCAGUCAUGUUAAGCAUCUCCUCGGCUACGGAUCACCCGUUGUAUUUGGCUUGCUGAGAGGAGAAGAUGGCGCUCCCGCUCUUUUGCUCAAAGUCACGGAAGACGGUCGUACCCGGUCUAUGCUCAUGACUUUCCAUGAAGUGGAAGAGCGAACGAAGAUCCAUUCCGUGCUGCUUGGCAUGGUGCCUCGUAACGGCGAGACCAAGACCCCAGAUAUCCCGCUCCGCUCUUAUACCAUUGAACAGCCCGGUGAUUCGGCCAGCGGUCGCCCUCCAACCACCUGUCUCUCCUUCCCAGCCGGCAAUGCCUGCGUUAUUGAUCAAGAACACGAUUACGUGGACCAUGGAUACGGUCCCACCAUUCUCUCGGAACACCUGAGGGCGUUUAUUGCUACUGAGUGGGGAUCUGUUACGGAUCGAAUUAAUUUAGGACCUGGUGAACUUAAGAUUGGCCUGGAUGUCAACCGUGUCACUGGCAUGAGCCUGUUCCGCCCAGCACAGCAGGAUUUGACCGUUUCGCUAGCGGACAACCUCAUCAAGCCUGAGAUGCCUGAUCAGGUAUCAGACUUCCUUCGGAAGAUCACUGCCAGUCCCAUGGUCCGCCGGUUGGACUUUGGCACUAUGCAGGAUCUCCACGCCUUUGAACAAGCCGUGACUGGUUUCCAAGUCAUCUAUGAUGGAAUUGCAUCCUCUUUCACCAUCUCGCGUCGCCGCAUGGUGGUUCCUAUCUACAAGAAAUGGGAGGCUAGCCUGGCUCGUAUCCAGAUUGUGCGACAAGAAAAGGUGACCCAGCUGCUUGCAUUCUUCGCCGACUUCCACCACGGUACCUGCAUGAACUUUGUGCUCAAAGGCACGGAUCACAUUGAGACCUUUGGCCGAUCUGGCAAAUUCGGUAUCCGCAUUGUUGAUGCCAAAUUCGCGCUUCCUAAGAAGGAUGAUGACCCGGCGUCGAACUUCGUCUGUCUGGAUAUGCCGGAGUAUCCUAUUGAACACGACGAUAUUGCUAUUGCGUUCGAUACAGAGGCUGGUGAGUCUCUCCCGCGCCCCCUUUUUCGGUUACUUUUCUUGUUCCCUAUGGCUUCAUGA